CGCCGAGGAUAAGGCGGCGGUGGAGAGGAGUAAAAUGAUCGACCGCAACCUGCGGGAAGACGGCGAGAAGGCGGCCAAGGAGGUGAAGCUGCUGCUGCUCGGUGCUGGAGAGUCUGGGAAAAGCACCAUUGUGAAGCAGAUGAAGAUUAUCCAUGAGGAUGGCUACUCAGAGGAGGAAUGCAAACAGUAUAAAGUGGUUGUGUACAGCAACACAAUUCAAUCCAUCAUCGCCAUCAUCAGAGCCAUGGGGAGGCUAAAGAUAGACUUUGGGGAAGUUGCCAGAGCAGACGAUGCCCGGCAGCUGUUCGUGCUGGCUGGGAGCGCGGAGGAGGGAAUGAUGACGGCUGAGCUGGCUGGAGUCAUCAAACGGCUCUGGAGAGACCCUGGAGUGCAGGCCUGCUUCAGCAGAUCCAGGGAAUACCAGCUGAACGAUUCUGCAUCCUAUUACCUAAAUGACUUGGAUAGAAUAUCCCAGCCGACCUACAUUCCGACUCAGCAGGAUGUGCUGCGGACCAGAGUGAAAACUACAGGAAUUGUGGAGACUCACUUCACCUUCAAGGACCUGUAUUUCAAGAUGUUCGACGUGGGAGGGCAGCGCUCGGAGCGGAAGAAGUGGAUCCACUGCUUCGAGGGAGUGACAGCCAUCAUCUUCUGUGUGGCCCUGAGUGACUACGACCUGGUGUUGGCUGAGGACGAGGAGAUGAACCGGAUGCAUGAGAGUAUGAAACUCUUUGACAGCAUCUGUAACAACAAAUGGUUCACAGACACCUCCAUCAUCCUCUUCCUGAACAAGAAAGACCUGUUUGAGGAGAAGAUUAAGAAGAGCCCACUAACGAUCUGCUACCCAGAGUACACAGGCUCCAACACGUACGAGGAGGCAGCCGCCUACAUCCAGUGCCAGUUUGAGGAUCUGAACCGGAGGAAGGACACCAAGGAGAUCUACACCCACUUCACCUGCGCCACCGACACCAAGAACGUCCAGUUCGUCUUCGACGCCGUCACCGACGUCAUCAUCAAAAACAACCUCAAGGAAUGUGGGCUCUACUGAGAGGGACCUUUUAUUGCUGUGGGAUGUGGAAUUAGGGCACAGUGAAGCCACGUAGUGGGAGUAGAUCCUCCUGGCAUCGUUGGACGGCGUGAUCUCCGGGAUGUGCGGUGGAUUCCAGCUGGAUUCCAGACCCUGGAUAUGUAGCUUUCUCUCUUCCUUUGGUUAACAAGCCACCACUAGUCUGUUUUUAAGGUUAUUUUUUUUUUUUUCCAUCGAGAAAACUAUAACUUUACUAAACUUUAUUUCUUUAUUUGCAAACCUUGUUUUAAAAAUAAUAAUAAUUAAAAAAAGCAACAAAAAAAAAAUCACUUAACUAUGCACAUGUGAGCAGAUCCUGCAGAAAAUAUUCCUCUUAGCAGGAAUUCCUUGUUUUUAACACUUGCUAUGGCCAGGAUUUAAUAUUUCUGCAGCUACUAAGGGAUCCUUAGAGCUUCGGCUUUUUUUCCAUGUGUGAUUUGUUACCAUCCUGCUCCCCCCAGGCUUUGGGAAAGGCUCCUGCAGCAGAAGGAGGGUUUAGGUUCUGUUGGGGGUUUGAGCCCAGUUUUAUGCCAGUAUGGGAAGGGAUUUGUGCUCAGCAUAAUCCUACCUCGGUGGGGAGAGGAGCUGAGGCCUCACUGGGGGGAAAACUGCUGCUUCCCAGCUCCCAAACCACUGAUUCCUGUGCAUUUUUUGGGAUGAAAACGGUGGAUUAUUCUGUGCUGCCGUUCCCAUGGCCCUCCCUGCCCAGCCCUGUCCUGAGCAUGCCUUUACUUUGUCUGUGUGGUGCCAAAUCCCUGUUUCCCUCUAGUGCCAUCCCUAACCAGUCCUACAUUCCUUUGCUGAUACAUGAUUGCAUCCAGACUCCUCCCAGUUUGUCAUGUGUACAGUUGGAUCUGUUAGACUUGUUGGCAGUAUUAAAAUGGUGAGUAAAGACUGUAGCUUUUUC
Parus major (Great Tit) is the source of this 1973-nucleotide messenger RNA. RefSeq names its product G protein subunit alpha i3 (gene GNAI3). The transcript has 9 exons. The coding region runs from base 35 to 1048 and encodes 337 amino acids. Gene Ontology annotation, cellular component: heterotrimeric G-protein complex. Gene Ontology annotation, biological process: adenylate cyclase-modulating G protein-coupled receptor signaling pathway. Gene Ontology annotation, molecular function: G protein-coupled receptor binding; GTP binding; GTPase activity. The record is from RefSeq and is a predicted model, not a curated record. Lineage: Eukaryota; Metazoa; Chordata; Aves; Passeriformes; Paridae.